CUGCCUUUUGCAGCACCUCUCGAUGCGCCAAAGGAUAUUCUUCCCGCGGUUGCUGAGGACAACACGGUAAAUAUUACGUGGUCUGGACCUAGCGAACCAAAUGGACCAAUUAAGAAUUGUAACCGCUAUUUUCAGUCCUAUACAAUCUAUUUUGCACCUGAUGAUGGAACUGCUGAUGAGGACUGCAAGUCGUGGCCACGAAUUGAAGUCCCUUCAACUGAGGACCAUGGUACAAUCACUAUAGAUAAGGAUCAGUACGAAAUCAAGCCGAAUAUGCCUUACAAGAAAGCUCUUCAGGUGUGCAUCUCAGCCACCAAUGACCUCUCUGAAGGACCUGCUUCUGAGCCAACAAUGUUUGAAACAGGAAGUGGAGGUAAGCAGGGUACAGAUCUGUACUCACCCCUAGAAUGUAACAGUUGGUCGAAUUCUGUUAGUGCAGGAGUGUUUAGAGAUUGUGAUCGAAAUUAUUUGUUUCUAGAAACUCCUCCUGUGAUCACGCUGGACCCACCGCAAACAGUUGUUUCUGUUGAACCCAAAGGAUCCGUGUCAAUUGUUUGUUCGGCCACUGGCAUACCACAGCCUACUGUUUAUUGGGUGAUGGAAAAUGGAGAAAGAGCCGGUGGUACUCAGGAGGUCAUUCAGAUACAGAUUUCCGGACCUGGCACUCCUCCCAAUGAAAUCGUGCUGUUACCUAUGCCAAAUCAGGUGAUCAACGUGGAAUGGACAACCCCUGAUGAGGUGAAUGGAAGAAUCACCAACUACAUUGUGCAUUAUGGAGAAGUGGCUACUGUAGAUGGAUUAGAUGUUAACCAUCAACUACAGCAACUAGACCCGAAAAAGAACUAUGCUGUUCGCGUACAGGCAGUUAGCGAUCGUGGUCCUGGAGUCAUCUCAGCACCUCAAAUGAUUCGCACACUUCCUCUAGAUAUCUCGGUCUUCGAUAAUAAUUCCGUGAUUAUUGAAUUUGUACCACCAGCAGAUCCUGAAUCGCCAGGAAAACAAAUCAAGGUAAGUAAUGUCUGCUCAAAGCGACUGUUACAAACCGCACUUUAAAA
Strongylus vulgaris is the source of this 1055-nucleotide messenger RNA. Lineage: Eukaryota; Metazoa; Nematoda; Chromadorea; Rhabditida; Strongylidae. The record is from the annotation of a GenBank genome assembly.